UGUGCCGCGCAGUGUGCGCAAAUUCAUAAACCUGCCGGCAAGGUCGGUGGUUUCUGAAUCCCGAGACUGGAAACCAGGCGGGAAGACCCUGCGGCCCGGUGCAAGACGAUGACAGCCCACAGAGAAUUAACUUCUGUUUACAUGGAACUCAGAAAUCGCCUGCAAAUCAUGACCUCAACGCCAGAGAAUGGCAGGUGAACAGAAACCUUCAAGUAACCUCCUGGAACAGUUUAUUUUACUAGCCAAAGGUACCAGUGGCUCAGCCCUCACCGCUCUCAUAAGCCAGGUGUUGGAGGCUCCGGGAGUGUACGUCUUCGGGGAACUGCUGGAGCUGGCCAAUGUGCAAGAGCUUGCGGAAGGAGCUAAUGCUGCUUAUUUGCAGUUGCUGAACCUGUUUGCCUAUGGAACAUACCCUGAUUACAUAGCCAACAAGGAGAGCCUGCCAGAACUGAGCACAGCUCAGCAGAACAAGCUGAAACAUCUGACCAUCGUGAGCCUGGCCUCGAGAAUGAAGUGUAUUCCCUACUCCGUGCUGCUGAAAGACCUGGAGAUGCGGAAUCUCCGGGAACUGGAAGACCUCAUCAUUGAGGCUGUCUACACUGACAUCAUCCAGGGCAAGCUGGACCAGCGAAACCAGCUGCUAGAAGUGGAUUUCUGCAUUGGCCGUGACAUCCGAAAGAAGGAUAUCAAUAACAUUGUUAAGACCUUACACGAAUGGUGUGACGGCUGUGAAGCGGUGCUGCUGGGCAUCGAGCAGCAGGUCCUGAGAGCCAACCAGCACAAAGAGAACCACAACCGGACCCAGCAGCAGGUGGAAGCAGAGGUUACCAACAUCAAGAAGACGCUCAAAGCGACCGCGUCCUCCUCGGCCCAGGAAAUGGAGCAGCAGCUGGCCGAGCGGGAGUGUCCCCCUCAUGCUGAGCAGAGGCAGCCCACCAAGAAGAUGUCCAAAGUGAAAGGUCUGGUCUCCAGCCGCCACUAGGGCUGGCUGGGGCAGCUGGUACUCACCAGGCCUGGUCAGGCGGGGAGGGGACACCAAGGGCCCAUUCCUCCCCCUCUCUACCUGCAGUGAGUUCCAGAGCUGCCCGUUUCCUCACCAGCGCCUCCCCGCCCUGUUGGUACUGUUCCAGAAAAACCGUGACUCCUUCCCCUGCCCCACUCCCUCCCUCCCAGUUGCUCCCUUCAGACUCAGGGGCUCCACGGAUGCCAUCCUUGUUACCGGGUAGACACUGCCCGGCUUCCCUCCAGGAGGUUCUGGUCUCUGUGUAAGGGCUUGGCUCCCUCCAGUUUUUCUUUUGCUCAUGCCAUUUGGUCAGGCUGUCCACGAGCCCAAGUCAGCUGUAACCGGCCCACAGGGAUGGCUGCGGAGUAGGCCCCGCUCUGAGCGAGGGAGCCGCUCUUUCUGCAGCCUGUGCACCCAGGGUUCCCUCCGUGGUGCAGGCGAUCUCUAGCCAGGUAUCCAGGCCCCUCUCUUCCCUCUCCUGCCUUUCCCUGUUGGCAGCUCCAGUUCAGGCGAUGGAGGGAGGUGACACUGGGCUGCAUUUACUAAACCUGCAGGUUUUCAGCCUCAUAAAGCCAGCUCUGGUCUCCGCUAGCUGGGAGUGCUGGACUGGCUCAGCAUACGUGGAGGGGCCGCGGGGGCUGUGGGCAGAGGGGAUCUCCCGGCCUGGUUGUCCUCUACUGGCCGCUUCUCCGGCUGCUCAGCUGCCCACGGGGGCUGACUGCCACCACAUGCUCUCCAGGCUCUUUCAUGCCUCCCGGCUGCCCUGCAGUGGGGUUGGUGGGGCCAAGGCCCUGUGGGAAGGACUGUGGCUGCUUUUGUCUCUUCCCCUCCACCCCUUCCUGGCCGGUGACCCAGAGCCCCUGAUGAUGGCAUCCUCCUGGCAAGAGAAAAGGACUUGACUAGACUUUCUGAACUUGAACAGUGUCAGGUUAUAUUUUAAUUUUUUUUUGUACAGGUUCUGAUUCUAAUACAUUUCAACAUGCUUUUU
Messenger RNA from Lepus europaeus (European hare), 1991 nucleotides. It is a transcript of the gene COPS7B, whose product is annotated as COP9 signalosome subunit 7B. The record is from RefSeq and is a predicted model, not a curated record. The transcript has 7 exons. Bases 188 to 982 code for a protein of 264 amino acids. Lineage: Eukaryota; Metazoa; Chordata; Mammalia; Lagomorpha; Leporidae. Gene Ontology annotation, biological process: COP9 signalosome assembly. Gene Ontology annotation, cellular component: COP9 signalosome.